CGGAAAGUUCAAUGUUGUGAGAGAAAAUUGCAUUGCCGUCUGCUGUGAUAAUUGUAGGUGUUUCCGCAAUAAUGAUGGAAGUUUGAUAGCUGCUAACACCUAUUUUGUGCACAAUAUGAUGGGUUUAUGUUAACGUAAACAUGAACGCUGACGUUGAAACCCAUAUUCGCCAAAAUCACACAUGGCAAAAACUUCCAGCCAACAUCAAACAGAGUUUUGGGAAUUCUCAAAGAGAGUAUGACAAGGCAGUUGUGAACUUUAGUGUUAAAAAUCAGCUUCGGUACAAAGGCAGUCUUGUUCGCCAUAUACGAAAGGAUGAGCGUCGUUACUACGAGGACCUCCUGCAAUACAGCCGGGACCACCUCAUGUUGUACCCCUACCAUCUGUCUGAUGUGGUGGUGAAAGGACUGAGGAUCUCCCCAUUCAUCUACUACACCAACAUGAUGCAGGAUAUCAUGACACAGGAAAAGAGUUAUGACUCCCUCCCAAACUUCACUGCCGCAGACUGCCUGAGGCUUCUAGGUAUUGGCCGCAACCAGUACAUUGAUCUCAUGAACCAGUGCAGGUCAUCAAAGAAAUUUUUCCGCAAGAAGCCAGUUCGAGAGUUGUUACCUGUUCAGCCAGUAGAGACGGCGAGUAUUGAAUCUUGGUGGAUUGUAAACACAGGCUACAUCACAGAAGAUGAUAUCAAGAUAUGUGUUCAACCAGAGAAGACUGUGAUAGACUCCAUCAUUGACAUUGGUCCACAGACAGCUGGGGACCAGGAUAAAGAUGUUGUACAUAGUUUGUAUAGGAAGGGGCUGGUGUAUCUAGAUGUCCCUAUGGCGGAUGAGGAUUGUAUCAUAGUGCCUCCCCUGGAAGGGUUCGUGAUGAACCGAGUUCUAGGAGACUACUUUGAGACAUUGCUGUACAAGAUCUUUGUGUCUAUAGAUGAACACACUACUGUGUCCGAGCUUGCAAGUGUUCUAGAGAUAGAUCUCCAACUAGUAAAGAAUGCUGUGUCAAUGUACUGUAGACUAGGGUUUGCCAAGAAGAAAACUAUUGACCUCAACCCCUAUGAAGUGCAUCCUUCCUGGACACAACAAGCUCCCAAGACAGCUAAGACCCCCGUUAUGCAGAAAUCUAGUCAGGAUUUGUUGAUUGACCUGAGUAAUGCAAUGGACGUUGAUCUGACAGUCAGUGAUCACUUCGAGUCCGACAUGAACACCAACUCCAAUGCAGAUGCCUCAUCCAUUGAAAGUGCAAUAGAACAGAGUAACCAGACGUCGGGACAGAGCAAGAGGAUAGCCUUCCUGUUCGACUCCACCCUCACGGCCUUCUUGAUGAUGGGCAACCUCUCACCAGGUUUGAAGAGCCAUGCUGUCACCAUGUUUGAAGUGGGGAAACUCAGUGACGAGUCUAUGGAUAGCUUUCUCUCAGAGCUUGAGAAGGUUGGCUCAGAUGCUGAAGGGGAAGCAAGGAGGUACUUCGACCACGCCCUGACGUUGCGCGACACGAUCCACUUCCUGCGGCACAACAAGAUCCUGUGUGAGGACACGGACAGUGUGAACGGUCAGGGCAUUGACCUGCUGAGGUGUGAGAGUCUCCUCAGCCUGGAGCCAGCCACCAGAGCCAGGGUGCUCAACAAAAACUACAGUCUACUGGUGUCGAUGGCUCCCCUGAGCAAUGAGAUCCGCCCGGUCAGCAGCUGUGUCCCCCAACAUAUAGGACCAGCCAUUCCGGAGGUGAGCUCGGUGUGGUUCAAGCUGUACCUCUACCAGCAGAUUGCCUGCGGGCCUCCCUCUCUACUACUUGUGAAGGGCACAAAACUCCGCAAACUACCUGCUGUGUUCCAGAGAUAUGAGCGUCUACUGGUGACGACAUGGGGUCAUGAUCCAGGCAUCAUCGCCACCUCCAAUAUUCUCCUCACUCUGAACGAUGCCCUCACACAUUCAGCAGUCCUAGUACAGGGUCAUGGCUACAUGAACGAUGGAGAAACCGUGCAGAUAUCUUUCCCUCUCAAGAAAGAUGAACCAGGGUCACUCGGCAAAGGUCACCACAGCUGUCACCGUGUGAUCCAGUCCCUCUCAACCAGCGUCGACCUGGUGCACACGUGUGGCUUCAUCACACUCAUCAGGCCAGGCAGAACGUGCCGCAAAUACAAUGACCAAAUUACUUCUCCAAUAAAUAAAUCAUGCUCCUUGACCUCGAUUGGUGAAAACCUGGAGAAACCGACCAAUGGGAUCAAAGAUGACUUAUCAGCUCAAGUAUUAGCAUCAGAGAUUGAUGCUUUGGAUAGUGUGGAGAAUUCUCCGUCAAAGCCAUCCAAAGAUAAAUUGACUCUGCAUCUAACGGGCGUGAGUGAAGACGGUGUGGGCGGUCACCCUGCAGAGGGAGACUGGCUGUUGCUUGACUGUUCCUUCGGUAUACCACUGUUUGAUACUAGUUUGAACAAAGACAUUUGUAAUAAAAUCUCCUCUUUGGGACUUUUCAAACAGGAAAGUCUCCAGGGUCUGCUGCAUUCCAGCCGUCUGCUGUCUCUCCGACUCCUGGACUUCAUCACUGAGUGGCAGAACCCAUCUGUGAUAUCGGAAAUCGAGACGUCGGGUGUGCCGGAGGACAAAGAGGAACACUCUGCAAUCUACCCCACACAGAACAUCCUCUUCUGUGACGGCCUCCUCUCCAGAUGGACCACGCUCUGAUCACACAUGGUCCGUGACAUGAGUACCCCUCUGUACCACAGCAUCACCAAUGACAGAUCGCCUCUACUGGAGGGCAGAUCUGGCAAAUCUUUCACAUUGUGUUUGAGGCUGUCUUUAUUUUCCAUAUGUAAUGCAUGUUCUAGGUAUCUGACUAAUUACAAUUUCGGACAAACCUCGUUGAUUCACCUAUGAAAUAUCAAAACCACCAGGGAUUUGAUUCAAAUGGUAUUUAUUCUGAAUGAUGCCAAAGUGUCUAUGGUCUUCAUGUUUUGAAAAUGGCCAAACAUAUGAUGGAUGGAUAUUUGAAAAAUUACGAAUCUGACCACAAAGAUCUCUGGCCAGGAGAGGUGAAAUAUGUUUGCACUUGAGCAAAAUUGUUAUUGGCAACAGAUGUGAAGUCAUCCAUUUCUGGAUACCGUGGUAUAAUGCCAUUUUUGCCAGACAGCAUUGAGGCAUUGUAAAAGCAUUUAUAGAUGUGGUUCAGAAUCAUACUGUAGGGAGAUAGGUUCCAGUCUAUGAUUUGUCAACAAAUUAAUGAGCUAAAGUUUUCCCUUGAUACAGCUGUGAGAGGUGUACGUUACCUACUCAAUCAUCUCUAUGGAGGUGUAGGUGUAGUGGUCUGUAGCAGAGAGGAACACCAGCUGCAACAUCUCCUGUAUGUGGGGAUGUAGGAAGUACUUCUGGGGACCAUGUUAGUGUGUCAGCUGACCUGAGAACAACUCAUAUAGCUUUAUUGCAUUCGUGGUGUGUAAAAGUAUAUGCAUGUCUGAGGUCUAAUAGGACAGUUUUUCACCUGUUUGAUAGCAUUGACUUUUUAAUCACAAUCAACUUGGGCAUGUAAGCUGGCUGUAAAAUAAGAGCAGUGUGUCUGUAAAUGUCAUGUUUUUCUCUCAAUACAUUCAGAAGCUGUUACCUGAGUUUUCAAACAAACUUGAGAUAGUUUUCUCAGGAGGUGAGGAACCUAGUCAUUCCGUUUGGAAACAUUUUGAUCACAUUGAUACAUGUUCCAAAGAAUACUGUGCAGUAUUUGAUUGUGUCAACAUGUCAUGUAUUUUCAUAAAGGACGGGGAACGACAAGGGCAAUUUCUUUAAUACAAGAAGUGUAAUUUCAAAUUUACAAACUCUUUUCAAAGCUGUUAUGAAAGGCAUCAUACAUGGUUAUGUCUGACUACUUUGAAACUCUUCAAUACUUGCCAUAUUAGGACUUAUGACGUGACCAAGAGCUGAUGUAUCAUGAUAUAGUUGAAAGGAGUGAAAAAGGCUGAUAUGUUAAAAACUCUGGAACAUAACCAUGACCAAGAUGAUUUUCUUGCCAUAUAUUUUGGUCAAAUAUUACAAAAACAGUUCUGAAAUAAGCCUUUGUUACACCUUUCAGCCUCACGCCUCUGCCUUUGGUAUAUGUAGGCAUUGAAAAUUACCCAUGAAAAAUCCUUGUUCUCUGUCAUAUGUACUCUUCUCAAAACUUUUCUUGACUUUUUUUAGGAAUUCCAAUUUCCUAUUUAUUUCUGGUCCUUUGACCAGAUGAUGUCCAGCUGUGACAGAUGACCACAGUCAUAACAUACAGCUAUAGCUAGUUGCACCUACUACAAGCACUAGCUGUCGUUAAACCUAAAUGCUCUACUUGUUUUCUGAUGAUAGAUCAUGAGCUACUGAUCAUAUAUUUGAAGACUUUCAUCUUGGUGCCGACACAGUUACAGUGUCACAGAUUAUUUAAGACCUUUAUCAUUGUUCAUGUUAUGGCUAAAUAUUUUGACAAAUGUUACUGUAAAAAUUUAAAGUAUCCCACAUCAACCAAAUAUAUUUGUACAAAAAAAAAAACAAAUAUAUUUUAUGAGAGUCAGGGGUACAUAUGGCAAAUCGUAGUAGUCAUGGAAUUUUACAGGCUUGAAUCUGGAAGUGGAUUUUAUUUAUUGAAUGUUACCUUGGGUGCCAUGUUAUGAUAUUGGCGUACAGUACACAAGUAGGUAGUGGUGAGAUGUUCCUCAACCAGUCUGUGAUGUUCAGUAGGAAUUGUUAACAUCAAGUGCUUAUUCAUUAAGGCUGCCUUACGUAGAGUUACCUGUUUAGUCCGUCUGUACCGGAGAUGCUGUAGUUCCAGUACUGUACUGUGUAAAGUUGAGGCCUUUUGUCAAGGACCUGUCAUUUAGUAGAGGGCUGGUGUAGCUGACUCAUUGACCAAUUGAAUAAAUGUCCUUUUAUUGACCCCUCCCUAAAUAUCUGUCCAUUUUCUUCAUGAAACUCACAUACACACAUAUUGCUGAAUAGCUUUUUCUUGAACAUGAAAUGAAUAUUAUUUUUUGAGGAAUUCCUUACUAAUUAUUGUAGCAUUUGUUUAAAAGGUUAGCUUGUUAUUAGGUUAUUUAUAGAGGGGACUAAAAGGGGAAAUAACUCUCUGUUAAUUGCAUUGAUUUGUCCCUGUGCACAAGCACAUUCCACAGUGUAGAGUGGAUGCAGUUAAGAUUGUUUCCAUUUAUGAAUAAAUAUGUUUCCAAUAAAAUAAUUGUACAAUUUGUUCAAGACACUUUGCAAAAUCCCUCUCUGGGUCUGCUGAUACUUAGCAGAGUUAAAAGUUCCAUUCAUGAGUGCCUAAGGAAGCUGGGUUCAAUAUGUAGUGUAGACAGGAUACGUGACAAUUGUACCCUGGUCGAGAAAGACCAUAUCAACCCUGUUCUCUCCAUCCCACUGUAAAGGGCGACUAUGCUUGUCGUAAGAGGCGACUAACGGGAUCGGGUGGUCAGGCUCACUGACUAUGUUGAUGCAUGGAUCAAUGCUCAUGAUAUUUAUCACUGGAUUGUCUGGUCCAGACUCGAUUAUUUACAGACCACAGCCAUAUAGCUGGAAUAUUGCUGAGUGCGGCGUUAAACAACAAACAUACAAACCUAACCAUCCCACCCACCACCCCUGUAGUAGAUGACAGACUCCCUAGAGAAAUAUCAUAUGAAGGUGCGGGCGUAGCAACAUAAGCAAUGUAUCUACAUGUUUAAUAUAUGAUAAAACCAGAGGCUUUCAUGUUCAUGGUGUAAUAACUGUUUAUGCUGAUGCAAAGCUAUUUUAUCAUGUGUGCUGUACAAAUGUUUUUAUUCCAAUCAAUUGUCUCCCUAAAUGUAUUUUUUUUGGUGUUGAUGUGUUCUAAGAAACUGGAGAAUACUACAUCUAAAGACAAGAUGUGGAGGCUGUUUAGUUGAAGGAAAUGUAGAUUUGUAUCAUACACUCUCGUCUCUCCUGAUAAGACAUUCCUGGGUGUCGGACUGUAGAACAUCAGGAGUCACAUGGAAUUAUAACCCUAUGGUGCAUUAUGUCCUUUGUUUUGCCGGGUCAUUAUUCUUCGUAAUGACCCCUGGACACGCAACAUGCUGAGGCUGGAUGAUUCGAUCCGGAUAAGGGGAUCAAGCCUUGGUUCAUGGUUUUGCGUAGUCACGUAAUUGACUGCGUAUGUGGAUUAACUGGGCAUAAGUUGGUUAGUGCGGCCCCUGUGAAGGUGAUAGGGACCUGAACAUUCUCGGCUAAUGCCUUGAGCUUUGAAAGUCCAUAUCACCUAGGGAAGGGCGCUAUAUUAUACUUGUUAUAUGGACAGGAACAUGAUUCAGUGUUUAGCCAAAUAUUUUACUUCUUUGUAAACCGGUCUAUGAAAAUCCAGAGUGUUUUUGUGGGAUUAGCAGUGAUCAAGGUAGAUUGUUUCCUAUCUUGACAAUGACAAUAAUGUGAUGCAUGCAAUUCAGGAUAUUAAGAACAGUCAUCAUAAUAUCGGACCAUUUUGUAUCUGCUUGUCAGGUAGGUAACCCAUAGUGAUCACCUUGUAAACCCGGUUAGUCACAACUGAUUCUGAUUUAUUGUUUAAAAAUAUACACAAGUGACCAUACUUCACAAAUGGCAAUUUGGCUUUCAGACUAUAUGGAAGAAUGCAGUGUAUAUGCAUUAGCUUGAAACUUUAGGGUGUUUGUGUGGUAAGAAUAUAAUAGUGCUAUGGCUGCUUUCGGUCAGAUUUUACCCUCAACUAGUGCUCAUCCUGUACCCAACACUGCCACUUGUAAUGGGAUCAAAGGUUGGGAUCUUAACAUUUAUCUAUUAUUGCUGCCCCUUUGCCAUAUUUUCACAACUUCGUUGAAAGGUGCUUCAGAAUGUUGUCAACAUUUCAAGUGAAUAUGUUAUGUAACUAAAACAUUGUCCAAUUUGUUCCCUACUGCUCAAGUGGCAGAGAGUAGAUCAGAAACAAUAGGAUAUUAAUGUGAUAAAUAAUUGUCUUAGUGGAGGUAGUUUUAGUAGUGAUAUUUAAAGUUCUGUAUGUAUUUAAUACCAUACAACUCUCAUUAGGGUUAGAGAUAUAUUGAUUUGUAAAUAAUCAGUUAGAAAUCCAUGAAUGUUUCAAUAUACACACACAUGCAAUAAUCACUUCCUCACAUAUUCAGUUAAACUUUGAUAUCAAUUUACUCCAAAGACUUAUUAUCCAUAUAUGACAUGGAGAAUCGGCACCAGGUUUGAAAAUAUUGUAUAAAUAUAUACUGAAAAGAAUCUUUUUUAAGUCAGGCAGUGAUGAUGAUGAUGAUGAUGAUGGAUGAUGAUGGAUGAUGAAAUAUAAGAUUCCAUUCCACAUAUAACAGGUAAAAGUGCAUUACAAAUCAUUACCCCUUCAACAGUUCAGUGGUUACUCUGACUGAAUUCUUGUUUCACCAAAGUGGUCCAAGGUGCAUUUCAGGCUUUCCUUCCUCUUUAAGUGGACACACCCGGAUAUACCUAACUUGCAUCUUUUGUUAGACACAUAGGAGGGAAUGCUGUUUUACAAGGGAGUCUACAACUUUUCACCAAUAUUACUGUGGCCCGUAACUAACCAUAUCGGAACCAGACAAAUCAACAGCAUGAGCAACAAAGAUACCACGACAUCAAUCAGCCAUGUCACACAUCAUAACCAUCCAAUCCACUUUAAGUCUGCCCCUAUGACCAACAUGGGGUACUGGGGACCUACUCUGAUUGGGUAUUCCAACACGAUGAAAGGGUUCUUUUUUAUUGAUACAUUAUUUUGAUCUGUUGUCGGACACAAAUUGUAGGUAAUAAGAUUUGACAGUCUCCUGCUAGUCAAUCAUGUAACAUUGCUGUAUAUUUUGUAGUAAGACUAGGUCGUAUAUUCUGUUUAUAUCUCAUUGUGUGUACAUAGAUGUAAUUAUUGUUUAAAAGCAAUUAAUAUGCUGUCUUAAUUGUCAAUAAACAUGCAAUGAUAUGGAUCAGAGGAAUUGGUUGAAUUUUAAUAGAGUACUUUUAUCUAGAAUUUCAAGUUGAUUAAUUCAUCUCUUACCUGAUUGUAUUUUUUGUUGUUUAAAUACUGUUGUUUUCUGUUUGUUCAACUAUUGUACAUUUAACACUGAAGCAUUGUUCUGUAAGAUAUGUUAUGUAUAUAACCAAAUAAUAAAUGUCUCAAAAGCAUU
Molecule: messenger RNA, 8098 nt
Organism: Haliotis rufescens (red abalone)
Lineage: Eukaryota; Metazoa; Mollusca; Gastropoda; Lepetellida; Haliotidae
Product: protein FAM91A1-like
Exons: 21
Coding region: 141-2681 (846 amino acids)
Source: RefSeq, a predicted model, not a curated record